Messenger RNA from Eublepharis macularius, 4154 nucleotides. RefSeq names its product guanylate-binding protein 1-like. NCBI's taxonomy places the organism in Eukaryota, Metazoa, Chordata, Lepidosauria, Squamata, Eublepharidae. The record is from RefSeq and is a predicted model, not a curated record. Bases 263 to 3103 code for a protein of 946 amino acids. Gene Ontology annotation, molecular function: GTP binding; GTPase activity. The transcript has 18 exons.
CCCGCCGGAAGCGAAAGUGAAAGAGCAAAUGCAAAGUGCUCGCGCUUCGUUUCAAGCCCCUCCUUUGCAAAGCUUGUUCGGAGGAGCGAAGUCCAGACGGGAGGGCUUCGUGCUCCUGAGAUAGCAGCCCUGCGAGGCUGCUGGCUAAGGCGGGUGGGGACCACGGAAGCUGCUGCUGGUGCAGCACAUUCGCUCGUCUUUUAAGGCGCUGCCAGACUCUUUCCGGAGGGACUUUGAGGCUCAGCAUCGUCCCGGAAUCAGGAUGAUGGAGUCGAUGUGCCUGGUGGAGAUGUCCCCUGUUUCCAACACCCUGCAGGUGAACCCAGCCACGUUAUCCUUCCUCAAGACCCUGGAGGGCCCCCUUAAGGUGGUGGCCAUCUUUGGGCCCAAGGGUACCGGAAAAUCCUUCCUCCUGGACCAACUGGCAGGGCAAGACCAAGGCCUCCUCCAUUCCCCAGGAAUAUGGCUGCAGUGCUUGCCCCAUCCGACAAAACCGGAUGCUACCUUGCUGUUGCUGGACACGGAAGGCCUCCCAGAACAAAUGGAGGAGAAUGAGAAGUCCGUCUCCUUCAAACUUUUCCUUUUAGAUGUGCUGCUCUGCAACGUCUUUAUAUAUAACACGAAAGGUGCUUGGGACCUUCAAAAAGAGCUCGAUAAGCUGAUAUAUGUGAAGAAGCUCCCUGAUAAAGUCCGAGUCCUGGAGGAUUGUCCUUUGGAGAACAACUUCCUGCUUAGCAGCGUGCUGCCUGACUUUGUAUGGUGCCUUCGUGAUAUGGCACCUGACUCCUUUUGGGAAAAAGAGCUGCAAGGCCAUGACCAUAACUUGGAUUCUCUCAUCUCCAGCCCAGCAGUCUUGGAAGCCACCCCAAGCAGCUACAUCCAAACACUGUUCCCUUCUCAGAAAGCUUUCUGUUUCCACUCCCCACAUGUGGAUGGGAAAGGCGGGAAGAUUGUUUCAUCAGACAUGUUGCAUCCCAUUUUCCAGGAGCAGCUCGAGUCGUUUAAAGAUUAUAUCCUGAACCAGAGGCCCAAAAACUCUCUGGGAAGUAAAUUUAUCAACGGGAAGGAUUGGUCGGCCUCGUUGAAACGAUUUGUGGAUAUGUUGUCUCGGGAUGAACCAAUCCUUCUGAAUGACGGCUGGGAUGGAGAGGAAGCCACAUCCUCUUGGGAAAAUGACGGGAGUUUUAAUGAGCCCUGGACAGAUCCUCCCUGGACAAUCCCAGAGAGGAAUGAGACCCCCAGCACCCUCCAGCCAUCGGUGUGGGAACCCAGGGUUCCUCCGCCAUCUUCCUCCCGGGCUGUUCCUAGAACAGGUCAACCAAACGACAUGGAGGAACCAAUGUGCUUGAUAGAGAACAACCCGGGUGAGAAAUUGCAGGUCAACCAGGAAGCUCUACAGCUCCUGCAGAUGAUUCAGCAGCCGGUGGUCGUGGUAGCCAUUGUGGGGCUGUACCGUACUGGCAAAUCUUACCUCAUGAACAAGCUGGCAGGAAGGGAUAAAGGAGGAUUUUCUCUGGGCGCCACAGUGCAAGCAAACACCAAGGGCAUCUGGAUGUGGUGUCGUCCUCACCCCAGAAAGCCUGGCCACACCCUGGUGCUAUUGGACACGGAAGGGCUGGGUGAUGUGGAGAAGAGCAAUGUUGAGAACGACUCGUGGGUGUUUGCCCUCUCCAUUCUGCUUAGCAGCACCUUUGUGUACAACAGCAUGGGAACCAUUGACCAAUUUGCUUUGGAGAAACUACACUACGUGACGGAACUGACUGAGCAUAUCAAGGUUAAGGCCUCAGGCGGGCAGAACUUAGAGGAAGAUGAAGAUGACAGGAUUCCUGACGACUUUGUCUGGUUCUUCCCAACAUUCAUCUGGGCUGUGCGUGAUUUCACCUUGCAGUUAGAGCUGGAUGGACGCCCCAUCUCAGGGGAUGAGUACCUGGAGAACGCCUUGCAGAGGAGGGAAGGUCUUCCUGAAAAGCUAGACUUUGCCAAAAAGUACAUCCGGGAGUAUUUCCCCAGCCGUAAGUGCUUCGUCUUUGACCGCCCGGCCACACGCCAAGAGUUGGUGAAACUGGAAGAUUUGCCUGAGAGGAAGCUGAACCACGAUUUCGUACAAGAAGCACAUCGGUUCCGAAACUAUAUUUAUGAGACAGCUGAGGCCAAAGUGAUCCCAGGGGGACACACAGUGACUGGGACACUGUUGGGAAACCUGGCCGUGACCUACGUGGACGCCAUCCGCAGCGGGGCCAUCCCUUGCAUAGAGAACGCAGUGCUGGCCUUGGCCCAAAUCGAGAACUCGGCAGCUGUGCACGAUGGUGCCAAACGCUAUGGGGAGAUGGCGGAACUUAUGUUCACGCUGCCCACCGAGACAGUUGAGGAGCUGCUGAAAGUGCAUGCCGAGUGUGAAAAUGAGGCCAUCCAAGUCUUUCUGGCCCGCGCCUUCAAGGAUGAUGGCCAAGAGUACCAGAAGCAGCUGAAGAACCAGAUAGAAAUCAAGUUUGAGGAAAUCUGCCGCCGCAAUGAGCAGGAGUCCUUGGAUCGCUGCCAGGCUGUGCUCUUUGAACUGUUCCAGGAUUUAGAAGAGAAAAUCUGUAAUGGGAGCUAUUCAGUACCAGGUGGCUACCAAUGUUUCCAGGAUGACCAGAGGAGAACCGUGGAGAGCUAUCGCCUGACCCCUCAGAAAGGACUAAUGGCAUCGAUGGCCCUGGAGGAAUUCCUGAAAUCCAAGGAGACAGCAGCCCAGUCCAUUCUGCAGGCUGACCGGAACCUCACAGACAGGCAGAAAGAGAUUGAAGCGGAGAAGGCCCGAGCGGAAGCCUCUCAGCGGGAAGCUAAUCUACAACGACAACUGAAAGAACAGACCCAGCGGAUGGCUGAAGACAACGAACGGAGUUACAAGGCGCACGAAGCGCAGCUAAUAGCCAAGAUGGAAGAGGACCGGAGGAGACAACAGCGGGAGCAUGAGCAGGUGCUGAACUUCAAGCUCCAGGAACAGAGUCGGCUUCUGCAAGAAGGAUUCCAGCGGGAAGCGGGAAGGCUUCAGACCGAGAUUGGGACUCUGCAGAAUCAGAUCCAUCAUCAGUCGCGCAAGAAAAGAUGUGUCAUCUCUUGAGAAUGGCGUCUCUGGGAGGGCCCUGAGGACGUUUCUCCUGGCCUUGGUGUUACAGAUGCAAUGGGAGGAAGGAAAGGAGAUCUCCUUCAGACUGUAUCCCUGGAUUUAGUCCAUGUGCUAUCAUUACUUUAGCUGUUUUGGAUGUCUUGUAGGAUGGAAAAGUGGCAUAUCCACUUUUCUAAAUAAGUAAGUUAAAAACAUCAGUGUUAACAAUGUAAUGUUUAGAAAAUAUUUGCAGUGUGUGAGCAUCUGCUGGCAACACAUAAAUAAUCCACAAGAGCGGAAGCAACUGCUGAAGUUCUUAUUAGCAAUAGGGAGGGAAUGUUGGGAGAAAAAAUGUCACGUGCCGAUCCACGUGAAGUGAUCUGAUGGAAUGUCAGCGUGGCACCAUAGAUUUUAACCUGGGGAGAAGCUUUUGAAUCCUUGCCUAGCUAUGAAGCUUGCUGACUUUGGAGGAACAGAUGGCCUCCAAAUAAACAGUGGGGCACCAUCCACCAAGCUUUUGUCAGCGCAAGCCCCGUUGACAGGUGUUGUCCUCUUACACAUUCAGUGGGGCAUGUGCAGGAUUCUGCCCUAGGCUUGGGUUCGAAGCCUCACAGGACUAUGAAUCUUACUACCAUGACUUUGGGCAAGUCAUUCUGUUUCAGCCUAACCUACCUCACAGGGCUGUUGUAAUGAUAAAGCAAAGGAGGUGAGAACCAUGUACACCAGCCAGAGUUCCUCGGAGGAAGCGUGGAAUAAAAAUAUCACAGAAUGUAACAGAACAAGGAAGAUCCAAGUGGACAUACUUCUCCUCUGCUAGUUUGUGAACUGUCACUUUCUGGUCUGCCUUUUUGGUUUCUUUACUUGGGCACCUCUGUCUUUAAAAAACAUUUAGAAUUAAAGCCGGUCUGAAAGGGUUCUGAGUAAACAGUGCUGAUUUUGUUUUGUUAUUUGUCUUCGUUUUAAUUUGGAAAUAUUUUUAUUGUAAGUUGUCUCGAACUGCGUGGAAAGUUGGGGUAUAAAUGUUUUAAUAAUAAAGUUUGCAAUGUGCCACUUGGAUAAUAUAUAA